AUGACCUCGAUCCCACUCGACACCCAUCCUCACAUCCUGGACGCAAUCCUAGACCACGCGCCCUAUGAGUCUCUCCUCGUUCUCCGCGCGGCCUCUCGCGAACUGCGGGACAGAAUCGACCCACUCUUCGUCGGUCACAUCGCCUUCUUCGGGGAAGACAUUCGCGGAGCCUGGAAAGGGCGGCAGAUUCGCAUUCCGCGCGCAGAGUGGUGGGACGUUCCAGCCGUGGCGGAUGCAGUGCGUCUCGUCGACCUCUGCAGCGGAAUAGUUGGCGGAAGGGAAAUUCGGAAAGCCACGGGGGAGAUGGGGCGAUGCUGGUGCGGAAGGAAGGUUGAGGAUCCACUUGCUACCAAGCUGCACUGCGUUCAGGUCGUGCGCGAGUGGAGAGAGAUGCACUGGUGUGCUGAGAUCACGUCCCCGCGCCGUGUGUUCUUCCUCUCCGACAUGAAACACAACAAUGUAUCCCAACCUACCAUGGCGCCGACUGCCGUCUUCCACUGUGCGCCUGGGUCACUCUAUUGCCAAGGUGCCGGGCUUGGCGAGGUCAUCAUCCGCGCGCAGCCGAGCGACAGAAAUUUCCUAGACGCCGCCAUUCUCUCUUACGAUCUCGCGCGCCCAAUCUGCCUCGCCAAGCGGGUCACGCUCGUCGGCUUUGAAGAGCUGCCUUUCUUCCGUGCCUGGGCGGGCGAUGUGGACGUGCGCGAGAAGAUCAAGGGCAACGUCGCCGUUGAGCUCAUCUCCGAAUACUAUGUCGAGGAGGACGAAGCACCGGACAUCUUGGAACAACACUUGCGCUUCAUUACCGACGAAGAAUACCGCGCUGAGACUGACGAGGAGGUGUAUGCGCUCGAGACCUACAUGCAGCCACCGACUGUUGAGACAUGGCCUCAGCCGCGGCUACUGGAUGAUUCCGAGACUGGCAAGUCUGACAGGGAUGAAACAAGAUGA
This is a messenger RNA of Cutaneotrichosporon cavernicola, 948 nucleotides long. RefSeq lists its product as uncharacterized. NCBI's taxonomy places the organism in Eukaryota, Fungi, Basidiomycota, Tremellomycetes, Trichosporonales, Trichosporonaceae. The record is from RefSeq and is a predicted model, not a curated record. The coding region runs from base 1 to 948 and encodes 315 amino acids. The transcript has a single exon.